This is a messenger RNA of Cokeromyces recurvatus, 1817 nucleotides long. RefSeq lists its product as uncharacterized. Gene Ontology annotation, molecular function: UDP-glycosyltransferase activity. The coding region runs from base 109 to 1809 and encodes 566 amino acids. Lineage: Eukaryota; Fungi; Mucoromycota; Mucoromycetes; Mucorales; Mucoraceae. The transcript has 3 exons. The record is from RefSeq and is a predicted model, not a curated record.
GUAUAUUCAAAAGGAGAAAGGCUAAUCCAGAUAAAUGCAUAAUCUAAAGCAGUUUUACGUUUUUUCCUCUUUUUUUUAAAAAAAAUCAACAACAUAAUAAUAAUAAUAAUGAAGAUUGUUGUUGCUUAUUGUAAUAGUUGUUUCCUGAAACUAAUAGUAUUACUUCUAUUGGUUUGUUCUUGGGUAGUCGUGUCAGAGCCGUUUUCUUCACUUGAAGCCCAACAGCUUCAACUUAUUCAACAAGCUUCUAAAUUUGAAAUUUUGCAAGACUUUAGAAAACCUAAACGAAUUGCAUUCAGCGCUUUUUUUGGUGGAGCAUCCCAUGUCAACUGGGUUCUUACUAUUCUUGAUGAGUUGUCAACUCGAGAUCAUUCUACAUUUUUUAUUACAAACGAAGAACAUUUAAAAUUCGGUAAAUCAUUUCCCAACAUUGAAACCUUAUUGAGUGAUACUUGCAUAAUGUCUCCAGAUCAACGUCCUAAUAUGGUCAAGAUGUUUAGAAGCGCUCCAGCUAUGGAAAGCUUACAUGCUUUGAUAACCGUUUUAAGUUCAGCAUUUGAAGAUUCUUUUCUUCAUCUGAUUCAUUAUUUCAAAACAUAUGAAAUUGAUUUGGCUUUAUGCGAUCACUUUAACUCGGCCUGUGCAGAGGCAUCUCACUUUUUGGGUAUCCCUUAUAUUAUUACUUCAUCAACAGCCUUAGGUCCAGAUACGGCCACUCCCUAUAUUAACAAUGAAUUUCACACCAUUCGUCAUCCUACUAUACAAACAAUGUCCUUCUGGGAACGUUUUGACAAAAGUAUUAUUAAACCCUUUGAGAUCCCUCUUAAACUUUACAAAGUGUUGGCAACGCAUAAAGAAAAAUUACAUACAUUGGGUAUCAGAGAUCCACCCAUGAAUCCUGAAGAUCGUUGGAGAUCAGCUGUAAAGCUUGUGAAUAGUUGUUUUGGCUUUGAACCUGGACGGCCUAUAGGCCCUCUUGUUGAGUUUAUAGGUCCUAUUCUGCAUACCAAGACUGCACCACUCACACAAGAUCUUGUAGAUUUUUUAGAUUCACAUAACCGCGUUGUUUAUGUUGCCUUUGGUCAACAUGCGAUAGCUACUACCGAGGAUCUCAAUUUAAUCAUGAAUGCAUUACUAAACACUUAUAAGAAUGGUGAUAUUGAUGGCAUCAUCUGGGCGACCCGUCAUCUUAACUUCCCGCCUUAUUUUAAAAUUUCUAAUGUGACCUAUGAUCUCGGAUCAUUUUAUGGGAAUCAUAGUGAUAUUUUAUUUUUAUCGUGGGCGCCUCAGCUUUCAAUUUUAAAACAUGAUGCAGUUAAAACAUUUGUAACCCAUGGUGGAGCAGGGUCACUCUAUGAGGCCCUAUAUGCAGGCGUUCGUUUAAUUAUAUACCCAUUUUUUAUUGAUCAGCCUGGGGCAGCUUUAACAGCGCAACGCAAUGGUCUUGGUCUUAAAUUAGAUAGUCGAGCAACACAACAGGAGGCGAAUGAUAUCAUAAAGCAAGUAGUCUCUGAUGUGAAUCAUACCUUUCAAAAAAAUGUAGACAAAUUUAAAGCUUUAGUACAGAUCAGAGCAAAUAGAGGACCCCAAAGAGGGGCAGACGUGGUAGAGGAGGUCUUAUUUAUGGAUGGGCAAAUUAAAUAUAGAUUUGAUGUACGUGAAAGAAUGUCAUUUGUGAAGGUCUACAAUAUAGAUGUCUAUGCCUUUAUGUGCAUAGUAAUUUAUAGUAUAGGAAGAACUAUCAUAGGAUUAUGCAAAUUUUGUCAAAGGAAAUAUAGUUCCAUUCAUCACAAGAGUAAAAUAUUGUAAAAUGUUUC